Cydia amplana is the source of this 975-nucleotide messenger RNA. RefSeq lists its product as uncharacterized. NCBI's taxonomy places the organism in Eukaryota, Metazoa, Arthropoda, Insecta, Lepidoptera, Tortricidae. The transcript has a single exon. The coding region runs from base 1 to 975 and encodes 324 amino acids. The record is from RefSeq and is a predicted model, not a curated record.
AUGACCAGUAAACGGGUUCGAAACGACGACACCCCAGUCCGCAACACAUCACAAAGUCAUCCCCAGCAGGAGCAGCCUGAUGACGAGCAUACAGAGGUCGAAGAAGACUUCUUAAACACAGCGCGCGGGCUUGCGGAGAUGGCUAUUCCAAGUGAAAUUUCAUCGACACUUACACUCACUUUGCGACAACUGCAGCAAGUUUUCAACUCAAUGAAGAAAGAAAUGACAGAGUUUACAGCAUCUCUAAACAAUACCUCGGCAGACAUAACCGAAUUUCGCAACGAAAUAUCAGACAUGAAAUCUAAACUGAAGGAACUCGACUCCUAUAAAACGGAAGUACAAAACCUGCGGGCGGAAGUGACCUACCUGCGGAAAGAGCUUGCGUCUACAGAGCAGCGGAAAUUUCUCAAAGAUGUUGAGAUAACUGGACUCACGGAGACCCGCGGUGAAAAUCUACAGCAGGUUGUUAGCAUUGUAAGCACCAAGCUGGGUGUACAGUUGGACCCGCGCGACGUCGACGAUGUGAGGCGCGUGGGCAAGAAGGGCGAGAAUACCGCCGCGGGCCUUGAACGGCCCAGACCUGUGGUCCUUACACUCACCCGCCGCGCUCCACGGGACCAAUUACUUCGUGCCGCAAGAGUACGCCGCGAACUUAACACAACAAAUCUAGGCAUCGAAGGAAACAACCGUCCAGUCUACAUCAACGAACAUUUAACUAAAGAAAAUAGAGUUCUUUACAGCAAAGCUCGCUCAGUAAAAAGACAACUAAACUACAAGUAUGCUUGGACAUCCAAUGGAUCUAUUUUUCUGCGCCGAUCCGAAACUAGCUCAGUGAUCCAUAUUACCAGCGAAGUAAUGCUAGAUAAGAUGUUAAAGAAUGUGCAAAAUAAUGAAGGGCCCCCGGCAACAGGUGAGAGCAGGGAUGUGGCAGGAUUACCUCCCUCUGACGCGUCUGUGGACGGCCAGCCUUUUUAG